Epinephelus moara (kelp grouper) is the source of this 1182-nucleotide messenger RNA. RefSeq names its product dihydrodiol dehydrogenase, tandem duplicate 2 (gene dhdh.2). Lineage: Eukaryota; Metazoa; Chordata; Actinopteri; Perciformes; Serranidae. Bases 18 to 1049 code for a protein of 343 amino acids. The record is from RefSeq and is a predicted model, not a curated record. Gene Ontology annotation, molecular function: nucleotide binding. The transcript has 7 exons.
GAGCUGCCACUGUUGGUAUGACCUCUUUCCGCUUCCUGUCCAAUAUGGCAACCAGGUGGGGGAUCUGUAGCGCUGGGAGGAUCAGUCAUGACUUCACUGUGGCUCUGAAAAGUCUUCCUCCAGAGGACCAUCAGGUUGUUGCCGUGGCGGCUCGCAAGUUAGCGGAUGCACAGGAGUUUGCCAAAAAGCACAGCAUCUCCCGAGCAUACGGCAGCUACGAGGAGCUGGCCAGGGAUCCAGAAAUAGAUGUUGUCUAUAUUGGAGUUAUCCACCCCUACCAUCUGAGCACUUGUCUGCUCUUUACCAACGCCAAGAAGAAUGUGCUGUGUGAGAAGCCCCUGGCCAUGAACACCAAGGAGGUGAAGGAGAUUCUGGCCUCUGCCAAGAGGAAUGAUGUCUUCCUCAUGGAGGCUGUCUGGACCCGAUUCUUCCCAGCCUCGGUGGAGAUCAGACGGCUGCUGGCCCAGGGAGAGGUGGGAGAGGUGCAGGUGGUGAGAUCAGAGUUUGGCGUGCCGGUAUUGCAUGUGCCGAGAUCAUCGCAGAAGGAGCUGGGCGGAGGAGCAAUGCUAGAUAUUGGGAUCUACUGCCUGCAGUUCAUAUGCAUGGUGUAUAAUGGAGAGAAGCCAGAGUGCAUCCAGGCUAUGGGGGUCUGCCAUGAGACAGGAGUGGAUAAGACUGUAGCCGUCACUCUGAAGUUCUCCAACAACAGGAUGGCCACGUUUACUUGUUCUUCGAGUGUAAAGCUGCCCAGUGACGCCUUUAUUGUGGGCACGAAAGGCACCAUCAGGGUCCCUGACCAUAUGUGGUGCCCCACAUCAUUGGUGGUGAAUGGGAAGGAGACCGAGUACCCAGUGCCAGAACCCUAUUUGCCUCUCAACUUCCUCAACAGUACAGGGAUGCGUUAUGAAGCAGAGGAAGUUCGACAGUGUUUGCUCAAGGGGCUGAAGGAGAGCGCCGUUAUCUCCCAUGCCGACUCACUUCUGCUGGCUGAGGUGGAGGAUGAGAUUCGCAGGCAGGUGGGCGUGGUGUACAGUCAGGACUGCCAGUGAAUGUCAAACACUGUUCAUUUUCUCAUGUUUAAUCGAACAAGUUUGUAAUCGAGAACAAGUGGUUCAUGUUUUCACUGAACUGUACCUUAAUACACUACCAGUGAGGAAGAAUAAAGCAAAUCUUUUGAGACAA